AUGAGUGAAAAUAUCACAUUUGUUUCUCCAAGGCUUUUCUUAUCAAGAAACUAUGAUUGGAAAAGUUCAGUAUGGAAGCCAGGCUUCAUUCCUUUAUUGACAUCAGAUGUGAACAAAUUACAACAUAAUUUAGAAUUAGUAUUGCAGCGUAAGAGAAAACAAUUAGAUGCUCAAGAAGAAUUAAAAUUACGAUUACAACUCACUGAAGAAAUUAGCAUAGGUGCAAAUAUUGAGAAUAUAAAAGGUAAGGUAUUUGAGAAACCAGUAGAACAUGAUCUAGAUAGAUACCAGCCCCUAAAGCAAUUCUUACCAAUAUCUGUUCAACAACAAAUUUAUACAGUUUGUGUAAAAAAUGUACCAAAUAGAUUUGAUAACAAUAAAAUUGAAAAAUUAUUGGAUUUGAUUUCUAAAACUGCAGCAGAUAUAAUAAAUGAAGUAUAUCAGACAUCUCUUGAAUCUAAAGGUAUCAUAGAAUGUUGGACAACUGUUUCAUCAUCAAACUUAGAAUUUCAAAAUGUUAUGCUCAGAUUUAAACUUCAAGACAUACACUCCAACUUCUGUGCCAUCUGUAUUAUCUUACAAAACUUCCUAAAGUUAUUUGAGAAAAGUAAGAUACUAAAUUUAGAAUUGCAUUAUGGUGCUAAUACUACAGCAUUCAUCAAAGACCAUUCUAUUGCCUUGGAAUCAAGCGUAGAACUUGCUAAAAGAGAUGAACUUUUUAAAACAAAGGCUAAUGAAUUUAGAAGUUCUUUUGAAAACCUUCUAGCUAGUCCGUCCAGCAAAUUGGAUAAGUUAAAUGAUCAUUCCUCAUUUGAAUACCAUAUUGAUAUGAAUACGUUAAGUGAUCUUCCUCCAGACUCAUUAGAGCAAUUAUCUAAAGAUAUAGUUGAUUUUAGAACUCGUGUUUUUACCCUUGAAAAAGAAAAAAGAAGUAAAGAAGUUCUUGAGGAGAGCAGACGUAGAAGGCAACAUGUAACUAGCGUAUUGGAUCAAAUAAAGAAGACAAGGGAAACAGAAACAAAUGAAUUUGUCACAUCCCAUAAUGAUUAUAGUGAUUCAGAUAGUGAAGAUGGUAAUGAUAAUGGUCUUGUAGAUACUCCAGAAAACGAUUUAGCUAUUUGGAAUCAUAAUUUACAAAUGAAAAAAGAAGAAUCAGACAGAAGAUAUGAAGACUUAUUGAAAUUAUUACGAAACAAAAUUGUACCAGAUUUACAGUAUUAUCAAACUGAGAUCGAUAAAGCUAGAGAUUACGAAAAAGCACUCGAACAAAACAGGGAUUUAAAUUUAAAAGAUCUAUUAUAUUCAUCCACAGAUAUAUAUUAUAAUUAUCAUAGGGACUUUAAGGAAACGGAAAUUGAACAAGAUCGCAUUGAUAGAGAACUAUACAAGGGUCGUUAUCCAGAAAACAAAUUAAACGAUAACCAAUUAUCAGAUGAAGAUAUUGACAAUCACAAUAAGAAUACAAAAGAAGGAGAAAUUACAAAUGAGAACUUUAAAAUUAAACUUACUUUUGGUAAAGAAAAACAACAUCAGAAGAAAGCAGUAGAAUCUAAGCCUACAGAAGAAGACAAACUUGGAUCUUCAAAGGAAACUGAAACUCUUAUUGAACCAGAAUCAACUAAUAACGCUAACAACAAUAUGCUAUUCAUUAAUACAAAUAAUAUAUUGCCAUUUGAUGAAGAUGAUUUGGACGAACGUUUACAAAAAUUAAGAAAAUCUAAUAUUGUUGACGAGCUUGUUAAAGAAUAUCUAGGCGUAUAUGAAUCCGAAUUAGUUGACUAUAUUAUCGAUAAUAUUAAAGAGAAUAAAGACAAAAAUAUCCUGUUAGAUGAAUUAAAACAAACAUUUGAUGAAGAUGCGGUUAUCAUUGUAGAUAAAAUAUGGAACAGAAAAGAAUUUGAAUGA
This is a messenger RNA of Henningerozyma blattae CBS 6284, 1905 nucleotides long. It is a transcript of the gene SNU71, whose product is annotated as Snu71p. The record is from RefSeq and is a predicted model, not a curated record. Lineage: Eukaryota; Fungi; Ascomycota; Saccharomycetes; Saccharomycetales; Saccharomycetaceae. Gene Ontology annotation, biological process: mRNA processing. Bases 1 to 1905 code for a protein of 634 amino acids. The transcript has a single exon.